This is a messenger RNA of Pseudovirgaria hyperparasitica, 651 nucleotides long. RefSeq lists its product as uncharacterized. The transcript is spliced from 3 exons. The record is from RefSeq and is a predicted model, not a curated record. Bases 1 to 651 code for a protein of 216 amino acids. NCBI's taxonomy places the organism in Eukaryota, Fungi, Ascomycota, Dothideomycetes, Acrospermales, Acrospermaceae. Gene Ontology annotation, biological process: tail-anchored membrane protein insertion into ER membrane. Gene Ontology annotation, cellular component: GET complex.
AUGAUAUCUCUACUUCUCGUAGUUUUCAUACUACAAGUCGUAAUCUACCUCAUCAACACAAUCGGCGCAAAUACUGUGAAUGAGCUUGCAUGGCUGAUAUACAGCAAGCUCCCUACCAGCACGGCGCACGCGGCACAACAGAAUGCGAAACUCAAGGGUGAGGUAGUGCGACUGAAGAAAGAGAUGAACGGAGUGAGCGCACAAGACAACUUCUCCAAGUGGGCGAAGCUGCGAAGACAGCAUGAUAAAGCACUGUCUGACUUUGAGAAGAGUGACAGCUCUAUUCGCGCUUUCAAGACAAAGUUUGAUACUGCAGUCAAGACCUUUAGAUGGGUCAGCACAUCUGGUCUCCGCUUCUUUCUACAAUUUUGGUAUUCGAAGCAACCGCUCUUCUGGAUUCCACAAGGAUGGCUUCCAUACUAUGUGGAGUGGCUUUUGUCUUUCCCACGAGCUCCACUCGGCAGCAUAAGCAUACAGAUUUGGGGAAUGGCGUGCGUCAGCAUCGUCACAAUGUCAGGAGAAGCAUUGAAAGCUAUUUACGUGCUAGCCACAGAGCAGGCAGCCGAUCAGAAGAAUACCUCUAAAGGUAGGCCACAGGCGGUGCCAAUGCAGACAUCUCGCCCAGGACCAAAAGGCGAGAAGGAGUUAUAG